GAUUUUAACCACUAAUGAUCCAAUUAUUCACAAUCACAAUAUUCAAAUAACAUUUUUCAAUAGACUAUGACUCCAAAAGUCUCCCUCACUAGUUAAUUGCCUUCCUUAGCUUGUUCCCUUCACGCCAUUUUCAAUUUCUCACCACAAACUCAAAUCCUUAAUCUUCCCCCUUGAUGCUACAACAACCCGUGAUUAGCGAUUGCGAAACCGACAGCUUGGUGAUCGAUCACAAAUGAACUUGGAAGAGUUGUUGAAGGAGCAAAAUGAGUGGAAUAAUGGAAAACGCAGUAGGUGGACUAAUAGCAUCAGAAACUCAUGGAAUGCUUGCACUACUAUUGUCACGUAUCGCCGACGAAAUCAAGCUAGGAUGGGAUUACACGAAAGAGUUAAAGGAGCUACAAAGUCAGUUCACUACACUAAGUUUAUUAUUAGAGGGUGCUUCCUUUCAAUCCUACAACAACAAUAGCCUAGUAAAUGAUUGGCUCAACAAGGUAAACGAUGCAGCCUACGAAGCAGAUGAUUUACUCGACGAGUGUUCGUAUGAUGCUUUGAAGCGUAGAGACCGGACUAGAAAGGCUAGAGGCAAGCUCAAAGAUGGAGUUAUUUCUUCCUUUUCGCGCUAUCAUAUGGCGCGUAGGGUGAAGAAGUUGAGGAAAUUGAUAGAUAAAAUAUAUAGUGAUGCUAAGGUUAUUGGCCUUAAACCAAUAAAAGUUGCUAGUGGUAAUAAUAAUAAUAAUAAUAGCACGUCAAGAUGUCAUGGUGAUGAGGUUGAAAACAGGACACAACAAAACCGGCGACAAUGGGUGGAUGAUCGGUUUCUUGUUGGAAGAGACGAGGACAUAACUCGGCUUGUUAGGUUGUUAUGUGACACUAGUGACACCGCGACAGAUUUAAACGUUGUUGGAAUUGUGGGCUUGGCUGGCUUAGGAAAGACGGCAUUGAGCAAACGAGUUGCUAAGGCACAAGAAGUGAUAGAAUGCUUCAAUUCUCAUGUUAUUUGGCUUGUGGUCUCUCAUAGCUUUGAUCAAAUCGAUAUUUUGAAGAAAAUGGUUGAGAUUCUUUAUGGAGAGGCUUCCAAUUUGUCGGAAAGUCAAGCAAUAGUAAAAAAGCUUCGCGACAAGCUCAAUGGGAAGAGGUACUUACUCGUACUAGAUGAUGUGUGGGAUACAUUUGAUUGGGAACCAUUUCGAUGUGCUUUGCAAGAAAUUAGUGGUUCCAAAGGUACUAGCCUUCUAGUGACCUCACGAGGGAAAAAUGUGGUGGCGAAGAUGGACACAUAUAGUUGUGACAACCAUGGUGAAAAUGUCAUACAAAAGGCUCAUAGCUAUCAGUUACAAGGGUUGAGUGAAGACGAUAGUUGGUCUUUAUUUAUGGCGAGAAUGAAUAAUGACUAUCUAGUGGGUGCUGGUUAUGAGGCAUACGUGAUAGCAAGGAGGAUGAUAAAGAAAUGUGGCGGCGUUCCUCUAGCCAUAAGAGCACUUGGAGACUUGUUAAGGGAACAAAAUAUAAAGGCAUGGAAAGAAAUUGAGAAAAGUGAUUUAUGGGAGAAAGAAGAUAAAUAUGGUAUUUUGCCUUCCUUAAAAUUAAGUUUCAUUUACUUGCCAAAUACGGCGUUGAGAAGAUGUUUUUCCUAUUGUGCCAUUUUUGGGGAAGACGAAGUCAUUGAAAAGGAUAAGUUAAUUCAAUUGUGGAUGGCACAAGGCUUCUUGCAACCAUGUGAUAAAAUGGAGUUAACAGGGGAAAAAUACUUGAACAUUUUGUUGAAUUGUUCUCUUUUUCAAGAAGCUGAAAUGGAUGAGCUUGGAAAUGCGGAGACGUUCAAGAUACAUGACCUUGUAUUGUCUCUUGCACGCGUUGUUUCAAGUGACUCGAAGUUUUUGAAUCUAGAAGAGAAGAUAAAGAUCAAUGAUACUUCAAGUGGGGUUCGACACCAAUCGACUACACUCUUUGAAGGAGAGAUCACGGCUGCAUAUUGUAAGCAAUUUCGUACAUACUAUUACAGUCCUCGGUCAUUUUAUCUAAGGGUGUACAUGAGUUUAAAAUUCUUGGCGCAUUCUAGGAGCUUAAGAGUGUUAUGUUUGUGUAAUCUAGGACUAAAGGAGUUGCCAGAGUCGGUUGGUUGCUUAAAACAUUUGAGGUAUCUAGAUAUCUCUGGGAAUGAGUUUGGGAUACUUCCGAAAGUGAUCACCAAAAUUUACCAUUUGCAAACAUUGAGAGUAUUAUCGAUUGGUAAGGUAUAUGGAAGAAAACACUUUCCAAUUCUUUCCAAAGAAGUUAGUAGUUUGGUAAAUUUGAGGCACAUUUGUGCCAGUAAAUACCCAGGCAUUGGUAUACCCUUAGGCUUGUGUCAUUUGACUGCUUUGCAAACUAUACCGGUAAUCGAUUUAAGAGAAGAUUGGGGUGGUAGAUUAAGUGAGCUAGGUCCAUUGGUUAACCUUAAGGGUACAUUGAACAUCCAAGGCUUAGAAUGUGUACAUUGUUUAGACGAGGCUCGAGGUCUAAAUUUGGGAAGCAAGUUGAAUGUUGAUAGGUUAAUCCUAAAAUGGUCUAGAAUUCAAGAUCAAUCAUACCAUAUGAAUAAUGAAAUCCUAGAAGCCCUGCAGCCCCAUGAGAGUUUGUCUACGCUUGAGGUUGGAUUUUACGGCGGUACAAGACUCCCUAGGUGGUUGAUGGAGAUGAAAGGCAUAGAAGGAUCACCACUGUACAACCUCGUCUCCCUAAGAUUGACUCAUUUUACAUACGCACUGGGAAAUCUUAAUGUUGAAAACCUUAGGUCACUAAGAUUUUUGUCAAUAAAACAGUGUUACUUGUUAACUGUUACAUUUCCAAAACAUGGGUUCCAAUGCUGCAGACUGCUAGAAGUACUGAUGCUAGAUGGUUGUAACAUUGAAAAUCUCCUGGACCUUUCGCCAUUAACCCGGCUUCGUGCACUAGGCAUCACAUCAUGUCAUGGAAGAAGAAAGUACAAAUUAGAGCUAGCAGGGUUGGCUAGUCUCCCCUGUUUACAAAAAUUGUACACUGAUGAACUGUUACCUACAGACUUGGUGAAAGAUAGUCCACUUUGCGAAUCGCUUCGGAUAUUGGAUUUGGCAUGUAGAGAUUAUUUGUAUGAUGGAAGGGAAACACUUCCUGUACAACUUCAGCAUUUAGAGGGACUUCAAACGCUGGAAAUAACCGAGUUCGAAUGCCUCGAAACGUUACCGGAUUGGUUAGGGAAACUGACAUCCCUUGAAAGGUUGAUGCUUGUUUCAUUGCCGAAGUUGAAGUGUCUUCCUUCACAAGAUGUUAUGCAAUCUCUCAACAACUUGAAGUAUUUACAGGUUAGAGGAUGUCCUUUGCUAGAGGAAAAGUUUAGCAAAAAGAAUGGAGAGUUGUUCAAAGUUAUACGUGUCCUUGAUGUUAGCUGGUUGAAUAGCGAGAGGCAGGCGUCAUCAUCAGUUGAACAAUCAUUUGUAGAGGAUAAAUUUAAUGUAAUAUCUAAAAACAAUAUGAGAAACUCAAUAUAGACAAAUUUGUACGGUACUCCAAUAGCAGGCACACAUGGAAAAUUGAACGAAGAUUAUUUCAUGCUAUAUAAUGACUCUAACUAAUGAAUCUAACAGUAUACGUUGGUAUUUCACAUGAUACUAACAACAAAUUAUAUCGAUAUCAAAAAAACAUUUUAACGCUCGUUGGUAUCACUGAAUAAGGUGGUUGGUAUCAUGGUGAUACUAUCUAAAGUAUAAUGAAAUACCAACAUGUGUUAUGGCAUUAUUUUUUUUCAAUUCCGGUAGAAGUGAUCGAAUGGACGAUUAUGCCAAAUGACUCUAAUAGUUAGAGUCCAAAAAUUCCUCAUAUAACGUUAUACAAUAUACAUAAUUGAUAAUGGAGAAGAGAGGACGAAGAUCGGAUAUCGAAACUACCACUGGAUCUCAAGCACCAAAUAUUGUACUAUCUUCCCACCAAAGAGGCUGCUGCAACUUCCGUGUUGUCGACAACACAUCCUACUUACUCACCCUGACCUUAGAAAUUCUCACGAACAAAUUAUCAUUUUCAUCGAUCAUUACAUCUUUAAAAGA
This is a messenger RNA of Chenopodium quinoa (quinoa), 4058 nucleotides long. Its product is annotated as putative disease resistance protein RGA3. Bases 264 to 3506 code for a protein of 1080 amino acids. Gene Ontology annotation, molecular function: ADP binding. NCBI's taxonomy places the organism in Eukaryota, Viridiplantae, Streptophyta, Magnoliopsida, Caryophyllales, Amaranthaceae. The record is from RefSeq and is a predicted model, not a curated record. Gene Ontology annotation, biological process: defense response to other organism. The transcript has 3 exons.